CUAAGUGCUCACUCACAGCCAGACAGAGACACAGAGGAACCCUCUUGUCAGGUUUCUCUCUGAUCCUGCAGAGCAUCAGCAUUUUAACAGAUUAAUUUCUCCAUUGUUUCCCUUCUACACUGGGCUCUCUCUGUUUUUUCUUUUUCCUCAGAUAACUGUGUCGAUGGCAGUCAUUCUUCUAAAUAUCUGAUUUUCAGGAGCAAAAACUUGGCCUCGUCACUCCUCUCUGUAUUGCAGACGGGCGAGCGUGACGCAUGGACACUGACAGGGCGCACACCUCUUACUGAGAAACUUCAUUUUUGAGGCUGAAAGUUCAGAUUGUACAAGAGUUUUUCUUUUUCUUUUUGAUAUUUCAAUAUUUUUUUAAGGAUGCUCAUCUUAACUUGGAAUAGAUGCUGUGUUGUGAUGUUUCUCGUCGCUACACUGAAGACGGGGACAUCCCAGAUACCAGAGGCGCGCCCGAAAGCGAACUUAAUCAAACCAGCUCUAUCGGAAGAGACAACUACACCCGCUACAAACCGCACAGCCACUGUCCACGCCGGGAUCACCAAGAAAUAUAACAUCCUUGCGCAGGUGUAUCCAUGCAGCAACGACAAGGAGUGCAGCGUGGGAAGCUACUGCCACAGCCCUCAACAGGCUCCCUCUCGGUGCCUCACCUGCCGCAGGAGGAAGAAGCGCUGCCAUCGAGAUGCCAUGUGCUGUCCUGGGAACCGCUGCAGUAACUUUAUUUGUGUGCCUAUCUCUGAGAGCGUGCUCUCACCUCACAUCUCGGCUUUAGACGAGCAUAACAAACUCUCCACCAAAGACCACAGCUGGAGGAAGAGCGGGAAGGCACAUGCUAAGCAUUCUCUUAAAGGGCACGAAGGCGACCCUUGCCUGCGCUCCUCCGAUUGCUCGGAGGGCUACUGCUGCGCCCGCCAUUUCUGGACCAAAAUCUGCAAGCCGGUGUUGAGGCAGGGAGAGGUGUGCACCAAGCAGAGGAAGAAAGGCUCUCACGGCUUGGAAAUCUUCCAGCGCUGUGACUGUGCCAAGGGCCUUUCCUGCAAGGUGUGGAAAGACGCCACCUCCUCAUCCAAGUCCAGGCUCCACAUGUGCCAGAAGAUCUGAAGCGGGGGCAGCUGCUGUCGGCAUAUAGAGGCCUCCGUCUCCAUCUGCCAAGGAAAGAUUUUUAAAAGAUGGUUUGUGGCUGUAUUGAAAAGGAGUAAAAGACAAAGACUAACAAGAGACAGAAAAGACUGAGUGGGUCCAAGCUCGCUAUUCAGCGUGCAGAGAGUGAAUGGGAUUGCUUUUAUGUGUUUGCUGUGAGUGGUCCAUCCCUGCACCCACAUACAAACAUGCACCGUCACACACAUGCACACACACUUCAUGGUUUUGUGAGAUUAAGGAGCUGGUGUGUUUGCUCACAGACAAACUUUUCACACGUUCUCAUGACAUUCAGGGAGCCACAAAGUUAGCCAGUAGAUGCUGUGAUAGACGUGGAACUUUUCAUAGAUGGAGGUAACAGACGUAGCAGUCUCUCAUCAGGCUUCAACUUAUAAUAAGACCGAUAGACUCUUUGCAGACAAGCCAUAUUUUUACUGCACUCUUUACCAAACUCCAGAGUCAAAGAUCUGUUGUGUGAUGUCUUUUGUUUCGUGGAUCACAGCAGCUCUAAGACUUUUUCUGGAUCAGCCAUAAUUUGUUACCUGUUCUCUCAAAUUUCAAUAUCUCACUCUUCUUGCUGUUUGUUUUAAGGAAUUCAGCUGUUGCUAUGCAAGAUAUUCACGACCAGUAACAAUGUCCAGACCCACAAAAUACCAGUCAUAUCAUAUGAGGAACUAAUUGCAUACACUGUUCACUCCGGAGCUUGACUUGUGUAACAGCAUCCUGAGACUUCAGUGCGAAGCGUAAUACUCUUAAACCAAAGAAUGAAAGAAUAUUUACAUCAGAGUGAUGAGUUUCAUCUGGGACAUUAGCUCCUCGCCCCAUUUUCAGCCACAAGAAGAGAGAUAAAGUAUUGUGUCCGUUGUGGAGAGCUCGUUUGAUCUGUCAGAUACAGCUGCAAUCUAUUGUGAUACAACUGUGUGGGUUAAAACGGUUUGCACUGAGGUAGUGCUCCGCUGCAGACUUAGUGGUCCCGAUACCAGACCAGAGAAUGUUUCUGCUUUUCCAAUCACAUGAACAGGAUUCAAGCAUACCAUGGAAGUGCAGUUUUUUCCAUUUGCAAAGCCAGUAGGAUUGAAGACGUGAAAAGAUUGAUUAGAGUUGCAAAAAUGCUCCAUAAACCUGAUGUUUACAAGAGAAAUGCAAUUUGAAUCAACAUUUCGUUGAUGGCACACAGCCCUGUUUAUUUUUUCAGCUAUGACUGCAUCAUCUGUUUCAUGAAAUCCUGUGCAGUUUUGUUGUACUGGAGUUGAAGCGAUGCUUUUUUCCUCCUGAUACAACUUCUUAAACAACCACUUGUUACCUACAUAGUCAAUAUAAUAUCUCAUUUGCCUCUUUUUGCUUUGAUGUUUUUAGAGCAUCAACUACACAUAUUUUGUAACCAUUUAAAAUAUCAAUAAGCUCUUAUAUUGUAAAUAGACUGGAAACAAUGAAAAUGUAUUUAAGAACCCAUGUAUAUCAUGUACAUAUAAUAAAAUAUGAAUCUUAAGCGUUACAGCAAAAAUGAUCUAGGUGAGCGGAUUAAUGAGGGAUGAAAUAGGACGAGCACAGCUGGAUAGAUUCGAAAUAAUGUAGCUGAAAUGAUAAAUGUUGUGUGUAUAGGCAGAGGGGGAAAGACAUAGACAGAUCUGACUGAUAUUACAGACUGGAUGCAUCGGAAGGAUAUUUGCAAAACAAGAGGCAAGCACAUUAAGUUCCAAAAUAGUUUGUGUAAAUGGUGUGUAAAUGGUGUCAAGAUUUAUAUCCCACUAAAUAUUGUUUGUGUUGAUACUUUGCAUUGAUUUGUUUUGUGUAUUUACAGUGAUGAAUGAA
Molecule: messenger RNA, 2955 nt
Organism: Epinephelus fuscoguttatus (brown-marbled grouper)
Lineage: Eukaryota; Metazoa; Chordata; Actinopteri; Perciformes; Serranidae
Gene: dkk2
Product: dickkopf WNT signaling pathway inhibitor 2
Exons: 4
Coding region: 370-1107 (245 amino acids)
Biological process (GO): multicellular organism development; negative regulation of canonical Wnt signaling pathway
Cellular component (GO): extracellular region
Molecular function (GO): co-receptor binding; receptor antagonist activity
Source: RefSeq, a predicted model, not a curated record